Messenger RNA from Bombus pyrosoma, 493 nucleotides. RefSeq lists its product as uncharacterized. NCBI's taxonomy places the organism in Eukaryota, Metazoa, Arthropoda, Insecta, Hymenoptera, Apidae. The transcript has 6 exons. The record is from RefSeq and is a predicted model, not a curated record. Bases 161 to 493 code for a protein of 110 amino acids.
GGACUACAGUGGCUGACGAAGUAGCGCCGCAACGACAGCUAGCCAUUAUGACGAUAUUGGUAAAACCUGAAAUGAUCCUUGAAAUGCAUAGAAAAGUUGCAAGAAUCAGCCCUUAAAUUUUCUGGCACCUGUAGCCGAGCAUCCUGUAUAUUUGGCAGAGAUGACAGAGGCAUUUAAACAGAUUAAAAAUUCUGUUGAGUCGAGGAACGGUGCAAGACUAAUUAUUAAAUUCAUUUUAAUUAUAAAAAACUCACGAACGAUGUUCAAGCACAGGGUAUUGACACUGAAUAAAGUCAUGGAACAAAGGAUUAAAAAAAUAAUUUUGUCGAUAAUGCAAAAGAGCGGAUUAACAACGAAAAAAGGAAAUAUUGAUGGUUUAAAAGUGAAACACGAAAUCGCUUGGUUUUCGCAUAUUUCAAAUACGGAUCCUCGUUUAAUUUUGCUUCAUGUAACCGAACAGAUCUGCCAGCGAGAUGAUCGAAUUUCAGCUUAA